Molecule: messenger RNA, 1277 nt
Organism: Entrophospora candida
Lineage: Eukaryota; Fungi; Glomeromycota; Glomeromycetes; Entrophosporales; Entrophosporaceae
Source: the annotation of a GenBank genome assembly
AUGUUUAAAAAAACUUUUCCAAAAUAUUUACUCAUAGCUUUAGCAAUAAUAUUCUGUUUUCAUUUUCUAUUUACGUAUUUCAAUCCAAGUGUGAAAAAUCCUUGGAGUAUAAUAACUGAAGAUCAUUAUAUUGAUUCCGGCAAGGAUUCCCCAAUUAUUAAUAAUGAAAAAGUAACAAAUAAUAAAAUAAAUACUGGAGCACGCACUAUAACAAAAUCUAUAUUUAAAACAAAGAUAUUAACUACGACCAGUACUGUAACUGUUGAAAACACCAUUCAACCAACUCAAGUGCAAGAAGAAGAAAUAAAACAAACAGAUACUUUUGAAAAAGAAGAACCAACAAAACAAGAAACAAUUCCACCUCGCAAAGCAAAGGCAGCAUUUGUUGUAUUAAUAAGAAAUGACGAUUUGAAAAGUUUCAGAUACACAAUGGUUCAACUUGAACAACGGUUUAAUCGUAAAUAUAAAUACCCAUACGUAUUCUUAAAUGACGUACCAUUCACCGAAGACUUUAUGAAUCAAACUAGAAGUUUAACCGAGGCAAAUUGUGAAUUUGGUUUAAUCCCAGUGGAGCAUUGGAGUGUACCGUCUAGUAUCGAUAAAGAACUUAUGGAAUCUGCGAUGAAACAAAUGACUGAAGAACGUGUAAUUUAUGGCGGAAGUCUAAAUUAUCGACAUAUGUGCAGAUUUGAAUCAGGAUUCUUUUAUAGACAUGAAUUGUUGAAAAAUUAUGAUUAUUAUUGGAGGGUCGAGCCUGGAGUUGAUUUCUAUUGUAAUAUAGAUUUUGAUCCAUUCUUAUAUAUGCAAGACAAUGAUAUUAAAUAUGGAUUUACAAUAUCGUUAUAUGAAUACCCAAGAACAAUAGAAUCACUGUGGGGUACUGUAAAGGAAUUCAUAGAAAUGUACCCAGAAUACAUUGAAGAAGAUAAUUGGAUGGAUUUCGUAUCAAAUGACGAAGGAGCAACUUAUAAUUUAUGUCAUUUCUGGUCGAACUUUGAAAUAGCCGAUUUGAGAUUAUGGAGAGGUGAAGCUUAUAGUAAAUUUUUUAAAUUUUUGGAUGACAAAGGUGGAUUCUUUUAUGAAAGAUGGGGUGAUGCGCCAGUUCAUUCAAUAGCAGCAGCUUUAUUCUUAAAGAAGCAUCAAAUACACUACUUUAAUGAAAUAGGAUAUAAACAUAAUCCAUUCAUGCAUUGUCCAGUCGAGGAAGAAUUCAGAGGAAGAUGUAGUUGUGAUCCUCACCAGACAUUUGAUAAUGAAGAAUAUAGUUGUACUAGGCU